AUGGCACGAACCUUGCUGGUGACGGUGUUAGCGGUCUUGUUGAAGGCGUCGACUCAAAGAAAUAUCAAUUCUCAUGGAAAUUCGGAUUGCUCAUACGAGUCCGAGAAUUUGGCGUUGAAUUGGUCCUACGACGAGCUCAGCAAUGAUGUCGUUUUCAAGAUGGUCGCGAGGAACUCGAAAUCGGCGAGCUUCUACACACCAGUCGCGUUUGGAGAUGAGACGCCCAACGACGUGGUGACUGUUUACGUGAGAAACGGACAAAUUGGAUUAAUCGAUGGGCAUUUGGACAGCGAAGAAGGGACCAUCGAAGCCGAUGAGAAGACCAAUGUUCAGGCUCUUGGAUUCGAUUUGCAAAACGGCGUGCUGACAGCUCAAUUUGCGAGACCUGUUGAAACCAGCGAUGAAGACGACGCGUAUCUUGGGAAUUGCAUCACCAUGUUCCUGCCGGUCGAAUCGCACGAGAUCGUGCCGAGCCAACCGUUGAUCAUGCCGACGAAUUUGAACAAAAUUCGAAUUUGCGAUAUUGUGGUGACAUGCACCGAUAAGAAGCACUCGGAUGUUCUUGUGAAGCGCCAACAGGAGGCCAUCUGUGCCAGUGGUCCGGAAUCACAGAAGAAUCGGAUCACUUGGACGGUCGAUGGCGACAAUGUGGUGUUCGACGUGAACCAGAACGCCAAAAAAGGGCGAUGGUGGACAGCGAUUGGUGUUGGGUCAAGCAUGGAGAACUUGAAUUUGAUUGGAUUGUUCGCUGAAAAUGGACGACUGAAACAUGAGGGUAUUUAUCGAACCGAGGGCAAAAUGCAGCCGGAGCCGUUCGAAAUUGAGAACGUCGCUUUGGAGAGAAGAAGCGCGAAUGUGAAGGGCGGACGCGCGCAAUUCGAGAUCGCUGUCAGCAAGCGAUUCUUCACCGAAGCCGCUGAUGAGAGUGGCUGCUUCACACUUCAAAUCGCGAUUUUGGCUGGCAACUACAAGCCGAAAUUUUUGAUUGGCAAACACAAGCAGACGCCAACGGCCAUCGAGAUUUGCAAUUUGGACGCGUGCGGUGCUUCAUCGGAAUUCCAGCUUGAUCCAACGACGACGACGACGACGACAGAAGCGGCGGCGCCGCAAGAGGCAAGCACUGUGACGGCCGCGCAUAUUGAAAUCGCUUCGACGGUGGCGUCGCCGGCGUCGUUGUCGACCACCGAAGAAGCGAAGCAGCCGAUUCUGACGGUGGCGUCGACGCCGAUUCCGGCCGUUUUGAAUCCUGACGUUGAAGGAUCAGCAGAGGUGCCCACAAUGGCUACCGUAGAAGUCGAAGGUUCUGGGCAAGGUGAUGUGACACCACUGACGAACGAACUUGACGGAAAUCCGACUGGAAAAGGAUGCGGUGCGAAUCAUGAGGACUUGAAAGUGUGCGAAUCGUACUUCGCUGAAUAUCUAGGCAAAGUUGACGAAUGGUCAAAACGCCAUAAUAUGACGAUAGCGUCGCACAUGUGGAAGGCUUGCACGCUGCUCUCGCAGGUCCAACACGUGACCACAAUGUGUUGCACGAUAUUCAGAAGCACGUGCGCCACGCAUUUGCAGCUCUAA
This is a messenger RNA of Caenorhabditis bovis, 1572 nucleotides long. NCBI's taxonomy places the organism in Eukaryota, Metazoa, Nematoda, Chromadorea, Rhabditida, Rhabditidae. The record is from the annotation of a GenBank genome assembly.